ACGAAGCACCUAACCGGGGACUUGUGAGUAUCCCCACACCCGCCCGGCGCCUCACACCUUGAGCAACUCCGGAGAAGAAUAGAGUCCAACCCCUAUCCAGAAGUAAGGUUCCAGAGCCGACGCUGUGCGUAGAGGUGAGCCCAACCAGAUCCAACUGGUAACGCUCCACCUCCCGCACAAGCUCCGGCUCCUUCCCCCCCAGAGAGGUGACGUUCCACGUCCCCAAAGCUGGUGUGUCAUAACUAUUUGAAAAAUGUUCACUGUUACUCUGAAUAUUAUUAUUAUUAUUAUUAUUAUUAUUACUGUAUUUGUAUCAUUGUCAUACAAGAAGUAUACCAUUUAUUAUAGAUGUAGGAAACUUUAAUUUAUUUCAGUCACAUGACUUCCUUUCGGCAACUGCUGAUGGUUCAAGGUCAGCGAGUCAUGUAACGUUCAAGAACAUCACAACAAAAUUGGAUAUUACACUAUCUAAUCAAACUAAGAAAAUGUAAAGGAAACGUUUGAGGGUUAGUUAGUUUAUUUGAACAGCACAUUUUAAGACAGAAAGGCAAUUCAAAGUGCUUAAGGGCAAUGAUAAUGCACAGUUACAUCGAAUGUGUGUGAUUUAUAAUAAAAUGAAUUACAAAUAAUAAGCAUCAGUGUUCGUUAUUCAAAACUGAGGGCAUUACGAAUAGAAAACAAACUAAAACAACAAGAGGUCACUUCGGAAUCGAGGUGUUUGGAAAUGUGUAAAAUGUUUGGGCUUUUUUGUAUAAGUUCAUGUCAUUGAGAAAAGCUGAGAAAGCAACAUCUGUGUAUGACAUUUUUCUCAGUGCAAAAAUCCCAGCCCCCCUGAACGCACCGCAGCGAAACCGAAAGUUAAAUGUUUUCUCGGCAGCUGCUCCAUUAACUGGGUUUAAAAACAGCGGACGGAGGUGUUUUUUUACUGGAAUCUUUUCACCUUUCUUUGAGCAGAAAAUACACAUCCAACCCGCGAGACUUAGAGAUGGGUCCGCGUGCUCUGCUGCUGGCUACUGUGGUGUUUUGUUCAGCAGAGUCCUCGGUCCAUGGCUCUCCAGAGAAGGUUUGCGUCUCUGCCGGCGGCGUCGUUAUUCUUCCUUGCAGUUUCCCUCUCAACGAUGUCUUCCGUACAUUGGAGUGGUCCAAGACAGACCUGAAGAAAGUGAUCGUCUUUCUGUUCCGAGACAACCGCGAGGAUCUCGUAGAGCAGAGCCCGCUCUACGUUUCCCGGACGAACCUCUCUGUGGAAGAUCUGAAGAGUGGAAACGCCUCGCUGAGGAUCUCCAACAUUCAAGCUGCGGAUGCAGGAACGUAUCAAUGCAUGAGGAUGUGGAAGAAAGGCCAAGAAAAUAUUACAGAAGUGGAGCUUUUUGUUGUUGGAGGUUUUACUCUCGAAUGUGAGGCGACAACCGUGGGGUCGGAUGCGGAAAUCACCUUUCUCGAUGAAAACGGAAAAAACCUUUCUGCCGAUGACCCAAAAAAAAAUGUCUCCAGAGGAUGUUACACCGUGCAACGAGUGACUCUGCAGGAAGCCGCCAGCAGGGUCACCUGCAGAGUUCAGCGGGCGGACACCAACGAGACCAGAGAGACGAAGAUUCAACUUCCAGUGGAGGAGCCAAAGUCCUGUUCUCUCACCGCUUUGUACACUGUGGUUGUCACUGUAUUAGUGACUGUAGUUGUCACUGUAUUAGUGGCUGUGUUUGUGUUGAGAUGUAGAUCAGCUUUGGUCGACUCACUGUGGAGGAAAUGUUGCAAAACUGAGCAAAUGUCAACAUUGACUGGAGUGUCCUCGGGGGAAAGUGCUUGUGACAUCAGGACAACGCGGAAAAUGAGACCAUUGAGAAACUACAAACAGAAGUGGCAGCCCAGUCGGAGUGUAAUCAGGAUAAAGAAACAAGCUGCAAACUAAAUAAGGACAUUGCUAAGCUGGCCCCUGAUGAGAUGAAUCAGCAGGAUGACGAGUCCUCCCAUUUACUAUCCCCUCCUAAAUCCACUUCUCUGCACAAACGUUUGCCACGGAAUUCCAGUGAGAGCAUCGCGUAAGUAAAUCGACCUAAAAGCCUAAGACUAAGCAGUAAAGUUUUUCGGAUUUGGACAAUUUUGGAGUGGAUUUGAGGAGUCAUUGAAUCCAUUUUUGAAAUGUUCCGCAUAAAAAAUGGCAGUUUAACCAGACAGAGGCCAUAUUUGCACUCUGGAUCAUUUGGAUUAGACAGUGUUUAUUUAUUUGAAAAAAAA
Gymnodraco acuticeps is the source of this 2235-nucleotide messenger RNA. RefSeq names its product V-set domain containing T-cell activation inhibitor 1-like. Bases 986 to 1909 code for a protein of 307 amino acids. Lineage: Eukaryota; Metazoa; Chordata; Actinopteri; Perciformes; Bathydraconidae. The record is from RefSeq and is a predicted model, not a curated record. The transcript is spliced from 6 exons.